AUGUCUAGCUAUGUCACAGAUCUACAGAAAAGGCUUGAGAAAGCACAUAAGUUGGCUUCAAAAGCUACAAAGAAAGCCAGCGAGAAGCAAUGGGAGCACUGUGACCAACUGGAAUGGUGCAGCAGUGAUCAUAUUAAAUCAGGGAGGGUCUCUCAAGUCAAAAUAUUGCUGAAAACAAACCCAAAACUUUCGGAGAGCUUUGCACCACGUUAUAUCGCAACGGACAGUCAUAAUCACAUUUCGGUGUCAGACACAAACAACAACUGUAUUCACAUUUUAGACUCCGAUGGCGUCCCUAUUACUGUGCUGAAGUGUGGUCUUGUUCGUCCCGGUGGAAUUAGCAUUGAAUGUAGUGACAACCACCUCUGGGUGGCUGAGCAGGCUGGAAAAGUGAAGAUCAUCAAGUUCUUAAAGUAG
Molecule: messenger RNA, 417 nt
Organism: Saccostrea echinata
Lineage: Eukaryota; Metazoa; Mollusca; Bivalvia; Ostreida; Ostreidae
Exons: 2
Coding region: 1-417 (138 amino acids)
Molecular function (GO): protein binding
Source: RefSeq, a predicted model, not a curated record